Molecule: messenger RNA, 381 nt
Organism: Ilex paraguariensis (yerba mate)
Lineage: Eukaryota; Viridiplantae; Streptophyta; Magnoliopsida; Aquifoliales; Aquifoliaceae
Source: the annotation of a GenBank genome assembly
AUGAUUGAAGAUAAUUCAGUUGCUGGGGAUGUCCCUGAUGAUGCCAAUGUAGAGGCUCAUCCAACUAGGGGAACGGAUGCUGUUAGCCACUCUCAAAAUGUAACUCAGGGCAAGGAGGGUGUGAAUGUCACCCCACAGACACGAUCUGUUUGCUAUGGGUGGGAGGAUGAACUCUCCAGUCUGCACUGGACUGAUAUUCUGUUUUGCAUUGGACUGCAUUUGUCUCUACAGUACUGCACUGAGCUGGAGUAUGAAUUACUUUGCACUGGACUAGGGACUGAUGUUGUAGCUGUACAGAUGAUGUUUCAGGAGAUAAAUGCAGCAGCUGUGAUGUUGCUGCUUUGGUUUUCUGGAGCAGAAACCAGAAGCUGCAUUCUGUGA